AUGUCUACCCUCCCUCAAAAUCUCCAAGGAUACUUUCGAUGGAUCCAGAAAUGCAAUGGUGGCUUGAGAGGAAAGGAAAAGUACCAUCCUUGGACCGUUGGUAAGAGCACAGUGGGUUACCUUCAGCCAUGGCUGUUCCAGAAGCUGCAGGCAGAUUUCCCAGGUGUAUUCAAGGUGAGCCUUUCAUGCCCACAAAGUUCUGACGCUGUAGGCAGCCUCAUUCUCGACGAGAGCUUGAAAACUUGCGAGGAACGCAGUGCAGCCCUGGCAGGCGUGCUAGCGCAGCUGAGGGAUGAGGGCGUCCUGACCGGGUGGCGCAGUGAACUCUACCCAGUGCUGACCUCCUUCCAAGGGCAGCCGCUGGCUCUGGUCGAGCGUGCAGCCGCCGUGCACCUGGGCAUCAAGGCAUAUGGCGUGCAUGUGAACGGCUACGUGGAGACAGAGAGGGGCGUUGAGCUGUGGGUGGCCACGCGCAGCCGCAGCAAACCCACCUGGCCCGGCCGCUUGGACCACAUUGUGGCUGGAGGCCAGCCGCAUGGGCUCAGCCCAGGGGCUAAUGUCACCAAGGAGUGUGGUGAGGAGGCCAGCAUUCCAGAAGAGCUGGCGAGGAAUGCAAAGCCUGUGGGUGCCGUGAGCUACGAGGAGAUGCAGGAGUCGGGGCUGAAAAGAGAUGUGCUGUUCUGUUACGACCUUCAGCUGCCAGCUGACUUUGUACCUGCACCCCAGGAUGGAGAAGUGGAGUCAUUCCAAAGACUUCCUAUUGAAGAAGUGGCCGAAAUUAUAGCAAACACAGACAAGUUCAAGGACAACUGCAACCUUGUCAUCAUUGAUUUUCUCAUUCGCCAUGGAUUUAUCAGGCCUGAGCAGGAGGGCUACCUUGAGCUUCUCGCAGGAUUGAGACUGGGGCCAUUGUCUUGA
Coccomyxa subellipsoidea C-169 is the source of this 918-nucleotide messenger RNA. Its product is annotated as NUD24_ARATH Nudix hydrolase 24 chloroplast precursor. The record is from RefSeq and is a predicted model, not a curated record. Gene Ontology annotation, molecular function: 8-oxo-dGDP phosphatase activity. Lineage: Eukaryota; Viridiplantae; Chlorophyta; Trebouxiophyceae; Coccomyxaceae. The coding region runs from base 1 to 918 and encodes 305 amino acids. The transcript is spliced from 5 exons.